CGUGAGAGAUAAGAUUACGCGAGCUUUUAACUCAGCGAACAGACUUGAUAAGCAUCAUCUUGUAUCGAGGCCUCGAACGUGCUGAAUCGAUUUCCACAAUGCCAGCCUACAGGUGGAUAAGUCGCACCGGCACUCAAUCGCUGCCAGAAAACGCGGUCACUGGCGGCCGCGACUGUGACGGAAGCACGAUUUACGUCGGCAGAGCUUUUCACGAUGGCGACUUGCUGCCAGCGAAAGUAAUUCCUGACAAGAACGUCGCCUACGUUUGUCAUGGUGGCGAGGAACAUCCCAAAGAUAACUUCGAAAUUCUUUGCCAGGGCGAAUUCGCCUGGGAGUUCUGCAGAGACGGUGAGGUGCCAGAGGAUGCGGUGAUCGCCGGUCAAACCGCGGAUGGAGAACCCCUGUACGUUGGCCGUGUCCUCCAUAGUGGAUCUCAAACGAUCGGCAAGGUACAACCGAGUCACGGAUGCCUGUACAUUCCGUUUGACGGCGAGGAGCUAUCAUUCAAGGAUUACGAAGUGCUCGUCAUGCAUUAACUCGAUUGAAGAUGCUCGGUGUAAUGCGCGUCUCAUACAUGGUCAGAGUUAAUCGAGUUAGUUAAGCAACAACCUCCAAAUAAACUGUUAAGACAUAAGGAUUUGCGUGGCAAAAUUAUUGCGAGAGAAGAGCAUCGUUUUUUCAAUCGUUUUGUAAGGAUUAAAAUGCAAUGGCCAAAUAUCUGUGUAACUAUUUUGCCUGAUUCUUUUGAUCAAUGACUUAUCCAAGCGAAACAAUCAGCUAUUUAUAUUAUUGAAUUUCAUUACUUAGCAAUAUUUAUACGAUUUACGAUAUAUAAUAAGAUCAAUAUUGUGACAUUAAUUAAAUUAAAUGCAUUUUCAAUUUCUCC
Ooceraea biroi (clonal raider ant) is the source of this 886-nucleotide messenger RNA. RefSeq lists its product as uncharacterized. The record is from RefSeq and is a predicted model, not a curated record. NCBI's taxonomy places the organism in Eukaryota, Metazoa, Arthropoda, Insecta, Hymenoptera, Formicidae.